This is a messenger RNA of Chelonus insularis, 1402 nucleotides long. Its product is annotated as alpha-tocopherol transfer protein-like. The transcript has 4 exons. Bases 153 to 1058 code for a protein of 301 amino acids. Lineage: Eukaryota; Metazoa; Arthropoda; Insecta; Hymenoptera; Braconidae. Gene Ontology annotation, molecular function: phosphatidylinositol bisphosphate binding. The record is from RefSeq and is a predicted model, not a curated record. Gene Ontology annotation, cellular component: membrane.
GUCAUACUCACAAUUCAGUCACGCUAAGCUCCAAGUAUCUGCUAGAUGUUUUUAUUUCCAUUAGGAUUUGAGUUUUUCUUCAGUCUAAAGUCAGCAAUCUAGUGAACUGGGAAAACUCCAGCAAUAUUCAAAUCUAAUUCAAAUAUUUAAUCAUGGCUUUGAUUCAAAUGAAAACUGUUGAAGAAGAGAAGCAAAAGAAUCCAGAGUUGAAAGAUUCUGAUAUCCAAAUGCUAAGGGAAUGGUGUCAAAAGCAGCCUCAUUUGCCAAAGAUUACAGAUAGUGAAUUGGUUCUAUUUCUUCAUAGUAACUAUUAUCGUCUUGAACCAACUAAAACGACUAUUGAUACCUUCUAUACAUGCAGAACUCAUGUGACAGAGUUUUUUGCUAACAGAGAUCCUCUGGGAAACAAAGAUCUUCGUCGAAUGUUCAAAACAGCUGCUUAUAUGCCAUUGAAAGGUGAAACACCAGAAGGGUACAAAAUUAUAUUUGCCCGAUUAAUUGACUAUGAACCUUCAGCAUAUGUUUAUAAUGAUGCAAUCAAAUACUGGAACAUGGCGAUGGAUCUUUGGAUGUAUACUGAAGGAACCAUGCAGGGUCAUAUUAUUGUUGUCGAUUUAGCUGGUCUAUCUUUCGGUCACACAACUCGACUUAGUCCGAUGGGAUUGAAAAAAUUCUUGUUCUACCUUCAAGAUGGUCUACCAGUGCGUCUAAAAGGCAUGCAUUUUACCAACUCAAUUCCGGUUAUGGAAAUUAUACUGAAUAUGAUGAAGCCAUUUAUGAAAAAGGAACUCAUGGAUAUCUUAUUUGUACACUCAACAUUGGAAACUGUUGCAAAACAUUUUCCAAUUGAUUUGUUACCCAACGAAUCAGGUGGUAAGGGUGGAUCAUUGAUGGAACUACAUGAAGCACAUCUUAAACGAUUAGAAUCAUAUCGUGCUUGGUUUCUUGAGGAAGAGGCUAAUCAGCGCGUUAAUGAAUCUCUUCGACCUGGAAAGGCAAAGAAUAUAACCGAUCUCUUUGGCAUUGAAGGUAGUUUUAAGAAAAUCGACAUUGAUUGAUCAAUAAGAAUAAUUUUUAAAUAAUUAUCUUUGAAUGAUUAUCAUAGACAUAGACGUAGGUAAACUAGUGGGAUGGCUUAUUACAUAGUUUAAGAAUAUUUUGAUUUAUAAUAAACGAUUAAUAUUGAUAUAUCCUGCUACCACUUUUCCACCUGUGUCAUGAUCGUAUUUAAAUGAAUCAUCUCUUACGUAAAUUUCCAACAAUAAUCAUGGCCACUUAUAGCUUUUAAGUAUCAUCAUGCAGAUGUUAAAGGUGCGUUCACGCCGUAUAUUUUAUUAAAAAUAAUAUGGAAAUUAAUUAAUUAAAUAUUGAUAUUUUUACGUUGUAUACCUAAUAAAGGGAU